AUGGACUACGACCUCAAGGGUGUUGUUGAUCUCGUGAAUGGGUCCAAAGCUAACGUCACUAUUCCCCCAAAGAUCAACAUAGGCCAGCUGAGGGAAGUCACAGAAGAACUCACUGGACCUGGCUACAUCCCCAAGGCUAAAGGUCAGAUUGACGUGGGCAUUGUUGGAGCUGGAGUGGCCGGUUUGUUCGCUGCUCUGCUCUUUGAUUGGCUCAACGAUCAUCCUAAUCUCAAGGGAAAAGGGCUCAAGAUCAACUACGAUAUUCUUGAAGCCGCGGGAGCGGAGCGACUUGGUGGGCGUUUGUACACUCACCACUUUUCUGAUGAAGAGCACGACUACUAUGAUGUCGGUGCUAUGCGAUUUCCAAACAACUCAAUUAUGAAGAGGUUCUUUGAUACGCCAAAUGAAUCAGGAAGUCUUACUUACUCUAUUGUAGAACCUUUCAACUGUUCCAGUACAUUGGGCUCACCCAAGAGAGCAAGCCAGGCCUGA
Fusarium graminearum PH-1 is the source of this 492-nucleotide messenger RNA. RefSeq lists its product as uncharacterized. Lineage: Eukaryota; Fungi; Ascomycota; Sordariomycetes; Hypocreales; Nectriaceae. The transcript has a single exon. Gene Ontology annotation, molecular function: oxidoreductase activity. Bases 1 to 492 code for a protein of 163 amino acids. The record is from RefSeq and is a predicted model, not a curated record.